CUGUGGGAGCCUCUGGGUCCGGCAUUGCAGCUUUUGGCAGAGGCAUGGCGUCGGCCUCCACCAGCAAGAAGAUGCGGGAGGAGGCCACCUGCUCCAUCUGCCUGCACCUGAUGGCCGAGCCCGUGAGCAUCAGCUGCGGCCACAGCUACUGCCAGGCCUGCCUCCUGCGCUUCGUGGGCCCGCCCUCCUCGUUGCCAAGCGAGCAGGACACAGAGACCUUCUCCUGCCCCCAGUGCCAGGCUCUCUUCCAGAGAGGCAGUCUGCGGCCCAACAAGCAGCUGGGCAGCCUCAUCGCCGCCCUCCGGGAGCAGGAGCAGCAGCAGCAGCAGCAGCUGGAGCAGGAGGAGGAGCAGGAGCAGGAGCAGGAGCUGUCCUGUGAGGAGCACGGGGAGCGGCUGCACCUCUUCUGCGAGGACGACGGCCAGCUCAUCUGCUGGCGCUGCGAGCGCCAUGGGCAGCACAAGGGCCACAACACGGCGCUCGUGGAGGACGUGAGCCCCGGCUACAGAGAAAAGCUCCAGGAAGCGGUGAGGAAACUGAGGCAGCUGGAAGAGGAAUGCACGAACCAGAAAGCUUUCACGGCGAAGCAGAUCGCCCAGUGGAAGGUGAGAAUAGAGGCUCAGAGACAGAAAAUCCAAGCGGACUUCCACAACCUGCGCAGCUUCCUGAGGGAGGAGGAGAGGUCGUACCUGCGGAAACUGGAGAGCGAGGAACAGCGCACUCUGCAGAGACUGAGGGUCCGUGAGGCCAACCUGGGGCAGCAGAGCCGGAAGCUCAAGUACCACAUCCGGGAGCUGGAGGAGCGAUGCCAGGGCUCCGCCCAGAAGGUGCUGCAGGACGUGAAGGGCGCCCUGAGCAGGAGCCAGGAUGUGCGGCUGGAGACGCCGGAGGCCCUGUCCUUGGAGAUUCAGACCCAAUACAAGGUCCCUGAGCUGUACUUUGAGCUGAGGAAACGGUUGAGGAGCCAUCAAGGACCCUGCGAGGAUGGUCUCCCUCUGUCCGUAUUCGUUUGGGAUUUCUUGGACCAUCUGACAGAGCAGCCUGGCAGUUGUGAAACGGACAUGGAGCAGUUUGCAGAGGCCCUGAGUGGCCGGGUCACCACAGAGGAGGCUUUGCAAGAACUUGUGGACCUCAUCUAUCAACAGGCCACGUCUGAGCCCAAGCUCCGCUGCGGGGGAGCUCGCCUGUGUGAUUACCUGUCCCGUCACCUGACCAUUCGCUCACAGAGGGGCAGCUUCCGCCAAGUGCUCCUUCAAAGAUGUCUGGCUGAUUAUGAGCCUAGAGAUCAAGCUGCCAAGGGGGAGGAAGCAGCUCGGAAACGAUUCCACGGGUUCGUGCUCUUUCUGGGAGAACUUUAUCUUCCGCUGGAGAUCGAAGGGGCGAAUACAGAGGCUCGAGUAGCUGCUCUCCGGGGGUUGUUGGAUGCCCUCCUUUCUCACCCCGUGGACGAUAACCUAAUUUGUGCAGUAAAAUUACUGAAGUUGACAGGGCCCGCCUUGGAAGAUGCCUGGAAGAGACAAGGAAAGAUGGACAUGGUUGAAGUUAUGGAGACAAUUGGAGACAUCAUCCUGGAUGCCCCCUGCAGUGAAGGCGUGAAGCAGAUGCUCUCGAAGCUUGCAGAGCUCCGGUCAAGUAACUGGGGGAGAGUCCAUGCCACAUCAGCAUCCAGAGAAGCAGCACCUGAGAAUGAUCCCAAAUCUUUUGUGACUGAACCACCAUUGGGUCCAGCGGAUGGUGUUCCUCUCCCUGCAGCUGAUCCCGAUGACCAGGAUUCAUUUCAGGAGUGACGUGAGGGCGGGAGAGGAGGGGGGAGGGGGAAGGACAUAUGUGAU
Molecule: messenger RNA, 1832 nt
Organism: Myotis brandtii (Brandt's bat)
Lineage: Eukaryota; Metazoa; Chordata; Mammalia; Chiroptera; Vespertilionidae
Product: E3 ubiquitin-protein ligase TRIM38
Biological process (GO): regulation of translational initiation
Molecular function (GO): RNA binding; translation activator activity; zinc ion binding
Source: RefSeq, a predicted model, not a curated record